Solanum verrucosum is the source of this 515-nucleotide messenger RNA. RefSeq lists its product as uncharacterized. The record is from RefSeq and is a predicted model, not a curated record. Bases 1 to 426 code for a protein of 141 amino acids. Lineage: Eukaryota; Viridiplantae; Streptophyta; Magnoliopsida; Solanales; Solanaceae. The transcript has a single exon.
AUGGCUUCUUGUCUAUUCUUUGUUGUUGUCUUUUGCCUACCCUUUAUUGUUAAAGCUCAAGAAAGGUCUCCUCAUGGCCUUGCUUAUGAAAGCCCUGUUGCAGUUUCACCAGAAGCAUACUCAUUUUUCCACCCAGAGACUCAAAAACAAAACACUACUACUAGUGAAAGUUUAUGUGAUGAUAAUAAUAAUAAUGCAUCAGGUUGUUCAAAAUUUCCUACAGCAUCAAGUGUGCAGUCUAAUUUGGCACAUGAAAGUUUACCGCCAGGCGAUGAGGAAGGCAAUAAACGAAUGGGAGCUGGUGGGAUGGUUGGGAUCGCUCUUGGGUUCGGGUUUGCUAUUGUGUUAGCAUUCGGUGUUUACUAUGUGGCAAUUGCGCGAAAACGCAAUGCAGACAAAGGUGCUCCUGUCCAGCUCAAUGUCUGACUCUUCAAAAAUGUUGUUGCAUGAUGUCAGACCUCUCCAAAAUGCACUAUUUUUGGAGAAUCCGGCAUGCACCUAUCUACAUUUUCAAA